AUCACCGUUCAACGCCACUUAAACACUCACAUGCAGUAACAGAGCAUAGCUGAGCCUAAAGGCUAAAGGCCUCUUAAGUUGCAAUCUAGUAAGUAGUAACCAUCAGAAGAUGCUUUCAAAGACCCCUUAACAUUUGGAGCUGAACCAUUUACCAAUUUUCUCCUAUCUUUGUCAAUUAUCUCUCUGAUCAGACACUCACUUGUAGGUGUUCUGCCAGACAUUGAAUUCCAUUGAGCUUGACUUUUGCAAGGUGAGGAAACAUGAAGACUGAUGUUUCCAAGGCAGGUCAUGACUGCAGACCCUUGAAAAGAAAAUCAGAAGUUCUUACUAGUCCAGUUCCACCUGGAGCGUCGGGCAAAGGUUUGCCAUAUGCUCCAGUUGAUUGGCCAAAUGUUGGUGAUAUUUGGGGUUGGAGAGUUGGAACCAGAGUUAGGGUGGCAGGAUUCUACAAUGAUCGGUUCUUGUAUGCUCCUCAGAGGCUCCAAAAGAAGCCUACUAGAAAACUACUAUUCCAGAGCAAGCCAUCUGUUUUACGUUAUCUAAAAUCACAAUUCCCUGAAGCUGACAUUGAAGAAUUUUUUGCAUCAUUCACUUGGGAUGUUCCAGCAGAAGCUCAUUCUUCAAAACUAAGCAAAUGCAGUCCUAGUCCCCAAUCACGCCCUUUGAAAAAAGAAUCGGGUAAAUUGGUAAAAGUGUUGAAGUCUCUAAUAAAAAACAAAAAGCUGCAGUAAAGAAACCAAGCCAGAAAUCUGCUAGGCGGUGCGGUAAAGAGCUCAUGGUAGAUGUGCCUGCAGUAGAAGAACAAACACUUGCGAGUGGUCCAACAACCAAGAUUUCGGGACGUAGCCAAGUCUCUGACAGUCAUGCUAUUGUGUCUCCACAUGAUAGUGCAUGCCACUCUCCG
This is a messenger RNA of Coffea arabica (coffee), 904 nucleotides long. The record is from RefSeq and is a predicted model, not a curated record. NCBI's taxonomy places the organism in Eukaryota, Viridiplantae, Streptophyta, Magnoliopsida, Gentianales, Rubiaceae.